AUGAAUUUUGGAAAACGUUCAAUUGGUGACGGCUGGCCUGAUGAGAUACUGAAAAUUGGUGACACUCCUGAAUUGCUUUACAAAAAGCGCAAUUUUGAUAGGGAAUUUAUGAAUUUUGGUAAACCAAUGACCACACUUGAUCGGACUUUGAUAAAUCCCAAUAAAAAAAGCGGCGUUGACGCGAAUGCAUUCAAUCGCGAUUUUCUCAGUUUCGGCAAAAG
Messenger RNA from Acanthocheilonema viteae, 221 nucleotides. NCBI's taxonomy places the organism in Eukaryota, Metazoa, Nematoda, Chromadorea, Rhabditida, Onchocercidae. The record is from the annotation of a GenBank genome assembly.